Molecule: messenger RNA, 1130 nt
Organism: Anneissia japonica
Lineage: Eukaryota; Metazoa; Echinodermata; Crinoidea; Comatulida; Comatulidae
Product: transmembrane protein 256 homolog
Exons: 4
Coding region: 36-470 (144 amino acids)
Source: RefSeq, a predicted model, not a curated record
CAAGUCUAGCGAAUAAUCUAGUUGAAGAGACGGCCAUGUUGUCGCGUACGGUACUUUGUUUUGAUCAUGUGACCGUACACUAUUUUGAUCACCUGACAAGCCAAUAUAACAGGAAGAUGGCCAUUAUACAUCCAGGGAAUAUAUUUGUUAGAUUAGCUGGCAUAUCCGGUGCUAUUGCCGUAACCUUAGGUGCAUAUGGAGCACACGUGCUAAAGAAUAAGGAAGAAAAUGAACACAAUAAACAGGUUUUUGAUACUGCAAAUCGCUAUCAUUUUUACCACACAUUCGCACUGUUAGCAAUGCCCCUGUGCAAUCGACCGCUUUUGGCUGGAACAUUGAUGGGUGUCGGAAUGCUGAUUUUCUGUGGAACAUGUUAUUACCAAGGGCUCACCGGAGAUUCGUCUCUCGUUCGCAUGACACCUUGGGGUGGCACAAUUCUCAUCGUGUCGUGGUUGAUGAUGGCUAUUUAGAAUGACCUUCCUUAUAAGAUAUUUCGCCCUCGUGUACGUAUGGAACGUCGAUUUAUUAAAGGAAAUGUGGAUACUUUAAAUGUGAAACACGCUUAAUAGAACCAGAACACAGCCAACUUUUAUAUCUUCUAAAUCCAUGGUUUUAAGAAACAGAGCCAAUAGUUUUAUUUUCAAUUGAAGUUUUGUAUCUAAUGACAUCAGGCUUCUGUAAUUUUCCACUAUACACUACUAAAUUUGAUUAAGGAUUAAAACAUACUUUAAAUAUUCACUUCAUUCUCCGUAACCCAUUAGGUUAUAGUUUAUUUCUUAAAUUUUCUUUUAUAUUGUUGUUAAUUGCCUGGCACUAAAUAAUUACAGUACAAAUUAAAACGAUGUACAUAAUAAACUUUACUAACAUGCAAGUGCUGGCUUACUUUAUUUUUCCUUAAUUCAUAAUAGACUUUUAUAAUACUACGUUUUCUUUUACAACCCAAUUAUUAAACCAUGAAUAUUUAGAAUGAAUUGUAUUCCCGAACCACCGAAAAGGAUCCAUGAGAUUUUGAAGUUAAUCGAACCUUGAUGUAUCUGGUAACACUUUUUAUUCAGUUUAUAAGUAACACAUGGCCGUGGUUUUGGGGUCAUAUUUUUUGUAAUAAAGUCCUAUCGAAUGUAAUUAAAUAA